Messenger RNA from Equus caballus (horse), 5277 nucleotides. It is a transcript of the gene TMEM214, whose product is annotated as transmembrane protein 214. The record is from RefSeq and is a predicted model, not a curated record. NCBI's taxonomy places the organism in Eukaryota, Metazoa, Chordata, Mammalia, Perissodactyla, Equidae. Gene Ontology annotation, cellular component: endoplasmic reticulum; Golgi apparatus.
CGGGAGGGUCGGAGCCAUGGCGGCCAGGACGGCGGGUGGGGGGCGCUGGGAGGUGGUGAAGAGGGGGCGGCGGCCAGGGGCCGGAGGCAGUGGUAGAAGCGGCGGAGGGGACCGCCGGGCGCUCGGGGAGGCGAACGGAGUGUGGAAAUACGACCUGACCCCUCCAAUCCAGACGACAAGCACCCUUUAUGAGCGGGGCUUUGAGAGAAUCAUGAAGCGGCAGAAUAAGGAGCAGGUUCCACCCCCUGCUGUGGAGCCUAAGAAACCAGGGAACAAGAAGCAGACUAAGAAGGUGGCGACUGUCACCAACCAAAACCAGAAGCAGGGCCGCUUCCGCAGCCUGGAGGAGGCACUGAAAGCUCUGGACGUGGCAGCUCUGCAGAAGGAACUGGACAAGAGCCAGAGCAUGUUCUCUGGGAACCCGUUGGUGUGGUUGAAGGACCUGGCCAGCUAUCUCAACUACAAGCUCCAAGCACCUCUAAGUGAACCCACACUAAGCCAGCAUACUCACGAUUAUCCCUACAGCCUGGUGAGCCGGGAGCUGCGUGGGAUCAUCCGAGGGCUACUGGCGAAGGCACCGGGGUCUCUGGAGCUCUUUUUUGACCACUGUCUGUUCACCAUGCUGCAAGAGCUAGAUAAGACACCAGGAGAGUCACUGCACGGUUACCGCAUCUGUAUCCAGGCCAUUCUGCAAGACAAGCCUAGGAUUGCCACCAUGAACCUGGGCAAGUUCCUGGAACUUCUGAGGUCCCACCAGAGCCGACCAGCAAAGUGUCUGACCAUCAUGUGGGCCCUGGGUCAAGCAGGUUUUGCCAACCUCACCGAGGGACUAAAAGUGUGGCUGGGAAUCAUGCUGCCUGUGCUGGGCAUCAAGUCUCUGUCUCCCUUUGCCAUUGCAUACCUGGAUCGGCUGCUCCUGAUGCACCCCAACCUCACCAAGGGCUUUGGCAUGAUUGGCCCCAAGGACUUCUUCCCUCUUCUGGACUUUGCCUAUAUGCCAAACAACUCCCUGACACCCAGCCUGCAGGAGCAGCUGUGUCAGCUCUACCCCCGACUGAAGGUGCUGGCAUUUGGGGCGAAGCCGGAAUCCACCCUGCAUACCUACUUCCCCUCCUUCCUGUCCAGAGCCACCCCUAGCUGCCCUCCUGAGAUGAAGAAAGAGCUCCUGAGCAGCCUAACUGAGUGCCUGACGGUGGACUCCCUCAGUGCCAGUGUCUGGAGGCAGCUGUACCCCAAGCACCUGUCACAAUCCAGCCUGCUGCUGGAGCACUUGCUCAGGUCCUGGGAGCAGAUUCCCAAGAAGACACGGAAGUCUUUGCAAGAAACCAUUCAGUCUUUCAAACUUGCCAACCAGGACCUGCUGAGGAAGGGUAGCUCUAACAACCAGGAUGUCGUCACCUGUGAUGCAGCCUGCAAGACUCUGUUGCAGGAAGCACGGGGCUGCCGGCUGCCCUGGACACGGCUACUCCUGUUGGUGUUGGUCUUUGCCGUAGGUUUUCUGUGCCACGACUUCCGGUCACACAGCUCUUUCCAGGCCUCCCUUUCUGGCCGGUUGCUUCAGUCAUCUGGUUUCUUGCCUGCUGGCCAACAAGCAUGUGCCAAGAUCUACUCCUACAGCUUGGAAGGCUACAGCUGGCUAGAGGAGACACUGCCAGCCUGGGGCUCCCACCUGCUGACCGUGGUGAGGCCCAGCUUGCAGUUGGCCUGGGACCACACCAAUGCCACAGUCAGCUUUCUUUCUGCCCACUCUGCCUCCCACCUUGCCUGGUUUGGUGACAGCCUCACCAGCAUCUCCCAGAGGAUCCAGCUCCCUGAUGCCCUGAACCAGCUGCUCCAUUCUCUGAGGGAGCUGCUCUUGCUUCUCUACCAGAACAUGCUGCUGCCGUUGUGGCACAUGCUGCUUGAGGCCCUGGCCUGGGCCCAGGAGCACUGCCACAAGGCGUGCAGAGGUGAGGUGACCUGGGACUGCGUGAAGACACAGCUCAGUGAGGCUGCCCGCUGGACCUGGCUCUGCCUACAGGACAUCACAGUGGCUUUCUUGGACUGGGCACUUGCCAUGAUAUCCCAACAAUAGGCCCUGCCUCCCUGGCCAUUGGGUUCUGUCUGGGGUAGGCCAUCUGAGACUGCUGGGGGGUGGAGGGUAGCAGUUCUGCAUGGGGGUCUUUUGUACUUGGUUCCUGAGUUCUGUCUCCUAGGCAAGGGGCCAGUUACCUCUGCCCCACUUCUUCCAUCUUUGGAGGCAAGUGAACCCAGAGGUAUUUCAACCUCCUACCCACCAUUCCACUAACACUUCUCUGCCCUGUUGCACAUAGCUCCCAGCCUCUUCCCCUGGGCUGGUAGCCUCUCUCCCCUCUUCUCUUGUCUUCUGCUCUCUACUUCUUUUCAUCUCAUUCCUGAAGCCCCACACAGCUCAUGUCCAAAAAGGUGGGAUUCCAGCGAGUGUCUUCUACAUUCUGAUGAAUGAUUCCUGCUCCCAGACUUAAGCCACAGCAGAAAAAGGAAAGGGACCUCCAGAAGAAUCUGGCAUCACAGCGGGAAAUAGCAGCUUCACCUCUACCCACAACCUGGGGUGCGGCUGUGGAUAUGGAGAGCUGGGCGGAAAUGCCUCUUACCUCACAGUGCCCGACAUAGGUCCUUCGAGGCCCCUCGCUGCUUCCUCCAUGGGUGGUCCUACUUCCUCACUCUCCAUUCCUCUUCAGUGCUUGGAGGCACUGCCUCAAGGUUCGGCUUCUCUCUGCUGCCCACCCCUGCCAUCUAUCUGGAGAGCAGAGCCCAGGUAGUUGUAUGCCUCAGGCCCAGGGAACCUUCCGGCAGCCUGUUGAGACAGGGUUCAGCAUGGCUAUGCUAGUGGAAUAUGCAUAUGCCUACAGGAUAUGCCUGCUGGUGGAAUAAAGGACACAGAUUUGAUUUCUAGCUUUCCUCUCUGCAUUCUCGUUUAGGAAUUCCCAUAGUUAUGGACAGCACAACAAAAUAUAGGCCACCUGCAUGUUCUCCUUUGGCCCCCUGCUCUCCUGUGGGUUGUAGCCACUGGCUGUGAUUGAGCUUCGACAGGGAAAGCCCACACCCAUCAUUCUAAAGUUGGGCCUGUUGAAGAUUCUACACUCCUCCUCUUGCUCCCCUAAUUACAUUGUCUCACUUGUGACUGUAAUUCAUGUCCCAAGAUUUGCCUUGAUAGCUUGAGUGUUUUAUGCUUGGAAAAGCAGGGGAGAGUCUCCUCGGGUUGUUCUUGGCCAGUGAUCAGAGGGUAUCCUCUUCCUUGCCACUUUAUUAAUUGGGUUAUUUUAUAAGGCAGUGAGUGAAAGAUUUGAACUCCAAGAGACAUGUGAGUCAAGGGUUUAUCACCAAAGUCCCUUUUUAUUUUUAAUUUGAGACUACAUAAGUGAGAUAGCUGUGCAGGUUUUCAUUUCUCACCUCAGGUUUCUUUCCUUGAAUGUUUCAAAAUAUAGGCAGUGCUAGACAUGUACCGCCCACUCCAUUUCCACGGGCUGGUUUCUGCUUCCCAUAAAUGCCUGAGAUGACCAGCAGUGAUCAUGGGCAGCUACCACUUUACCUUUCACUUGCUGCCAUGAGAUGUUGCCUUGAUUUUUCAGUGACAAGAUUAUAAAGUAGCAAGCAUAAAAAAUCUUGACACAAUGUGAGGUCAUGAGGAUUAUAGCAUCUCACAUUUUUAUUCCCUCUCCUUGUUACAAUAUGUUACCUCUCUGAAAUUAAACAGCCUACGUUGGGCUCUCCUACUGGCAGUUAGCUAUGAUCAUUUUUCCCAGAAAAAUAGAAACCCCACUUGGCAAAGGGCCAAAGAGUAGCACUGCUAGGCAGGACUGUCCAAGGGUCCCAAGAUGUGCUCCAUUUCCUCAAUUUUUCCUUGCCAAUCAGAAACAAACAGGUUUAAUACUUAAGAAUAGUGAAUCCUUGUAACUGGCCUGUAUUCAAGGCAAGUUGAAGAAAGGGGUGUAGUGUGAGCCUGGGUUGGCAAUAGCACAGGACAAAUAAAAUGACACUCCAUCCUACCAUGACAUUGAGUCCAGCCAAGGCUACUGGACUGAGUUCUUUCAAUCUAGCAACUCAGAGGAUGCCACUUAAAAUUGCUACAUUGGUUUCUAAUGUGUGUACUAUAUUUACCUUGUUGGAUUCAUGUAAUUUCUGACAUAAGCCUGGGGUCCGUUUCUCUUCAUCAACUUAGGUUAACUGGGGUCUCCACAGCCUCUCACAGGGACAUCUUAAUUGGCUUUAUUUGAUAGACACAGUUUUUUGACCCAAUAUUGGAAUUGUUGAGAACUUUUCCUCUGUCAGAGCAAUAGUCCAACGUUUCAUCUACUGUCCAUUAAAACUAAACCAGACAUCCAGGUGUUUCAUUUUUGCAGAACUGCCAACAAACAGGAAUCCAGACUGACCCAGUGAGUGAACCAGUGUGGACUAGUAGAGAACACUCUGAUGCUGACAGAUGGGCAAUCACACCAUGACUCUUGGUGUUUUUGGAAUAACAGAAGUAAACUGACACCUCAGAGUGUCACACCUGGACAUUGUAACUGUACUUUUCACACACAGCUGGAGUUCUACAGAUAACACGCCAUAAAACUGAAGGACAGUUUUGAGUAUGGUUAUCUCUUACUAAUUUUAGUUAUUAAUUCUUGUAUGGACCUGCACAUUAUAUCACAUGACUCAUUUGAAACACUUCUUACCAUCUUCUUAAAUCUGAAAGCACGUUUCUGGAUUCCUCUGGUUAUUUGUACACAAUCUACAACUUCAGCUUUAAAGCCAGGUAGCUGGAUGGGUGGCUUGCCUUACUACAGAUAGAUAAUGUUGCUGGGCUCACACCUGUGGCAUGCCCGUCCAUUUUCAAGUGCUGCCACCCUGAUGGUGGAGUGUUUCCCACGGAGGCAGGCAUGCCUGCCCUGUCACCCGACUCUAUUGCAGAAUGACCCGUUGUCAGUUACACAGAAAUUUCAAUGGUUGGAUGACCUCUGAGUAUUUUCAUUGUCUUACCGCUCCUAAAGGAGUUUGGAUUUAAGCGAACUCCUCCAUCCUCCAUCCUUUUUCUGUAUACUCUUUGUGGUUCUGCCCCCAAAAGGGCUUGAGGGGACAGAGGACCUUGUUUUCCCCUAUGUGGUAUUUCAUUUUUACUGAGCAGUUUCCUUGCCCCAAACUUGAGGUGUAGGAAGGAAUUUGGAGGUGGAGGCUGGGGGGCUGUGUGUGGGAGCUUCUACCAUUCAGGGUAUGAGUGAAUAUUUACUGAAUAUUGAAUAUUCUGCCUAUUAAUAAAAACACUAAAUUCAGACG